CAGAAGUUUUAUAUUAUUCCUCAAUAUUCUCACCAGAAAUAUGCUUUAAAUAUUAUCAAGAACUAAGCUCACUUCCAUAUUGGGCGCGACCUACUUUUAAAAUAUUUGGACGUCCCGCAAAAGCUGCUCGACAAACCUGUUCUUUUGGUUCUAAUCCUAAUAAAGUUUAUAAAUAUUCUGGAACUACAGCUGGUGUUGAUUCUAUUGAAUACCCUCCUUCAAUUAAGGAAAUCAAAGAAAAGAUUGAAGAAAUUUUAAAUACCCAAUUUAAUUUUGUUUUAUUAAAUUGGUAUAAAGAUGGACAAGAUUCUAUUGGUGAUCAUUCUGAUAAUGAAAAAGGUUUAGUAAAAUUUGGUGUUAUCGCUUGCGUCAGUUUAGGUGCUAAAAGAACUUUUAUGUUUAGAAAUAAAAGAGAUAAGAAAAUUACGCAUAAAAUUUUUUUAGAAAAUAGUUCUUUGGUUGUUAUGAAGGGAACGACUCAACAAUAUUGGAAACAUUCAAUUCCCAAAGAACAAUCAAUUAGUGAAGGAAGGAUCAGUUUAACAUUUAGACAGCUUGAAUAA
Funneliformis mosseae is the source of this 563-nucleotide messenger RNA. NCBI's taxonomy places the organism in Eukaryota, Fungi, Glomeromycota, Glomeromycetes, Glomerales, Glomeraceae. The record is from the annotation of a GenBank genome assembly.